AUGGGACCCAGCAAGGUAAAAUUCCACUCGGACAUUCGGCCCACCCAAUUCCAGGCCAUCUAUUGGAGCCGCAUCUCCGAACAACUUGAACCGUCCAUACACUCCACACCAGCAAAAGGCAAAUGGCUAACUGUCUCGCGAACGUGGAAAAAGAAAAAGCUCUCAGCAAUGUACUCCACAAAAUAUUUCGACGGUGUUUUUGGGCAUCGUACUUUUUCACGCAGGGAUUCCAAGAGCGGGGAUGAAUCUACUCCCUUGGUUACAGCGGUUGAAUCACCUAAACACCAGGAGCCAAUUAGAAACAUCAUGCUGAGUACGCCAUUGGGUGAACGGUACAAGUCGAACCCAACGACGUUGUUGUCUCAGCCGGAAUGCUCCCCAAACAUCGAGCGGCUACCCCGUUUGGAAAGUUGCCCGAAUAAUCGCCGCGGGUUUUGCACACGCUCUGGCACGUUCUGCUUCCGCCGUGCGGCUGCCACCGGUUAA
This is a messenger RNA of Paracoccidioides lutzii Pb01, 486 nucleotides long. RefSeq lists its product as hypothetical. The transcript has 3 exons. The coding region runs from base 1 to 486 and encodes 161 amino acids. The record is from RefSeq and is a predicted model, not a curated record.